UGAGACAAAUGCGCAAACUGCCUUGGCAUGACCACGAAGUGAAAGAUUACGUGAUAUGCUGUAUGAUCAACAUCUGGAAUGUAAAAUAUAAUAGCAUUCACUGUGUAGCCAAUCUUCUCGCCGGACUGGUCCUUUAUCAAGAGGAUGUUGGAAUUCACGUGGUGGACGGAGUUCUAGAGGAUAUCCGAUUAGGAAUGGAGGUUAACCAGCCAAAAUUUAAUCAGCGGAGGAUCAGCAGCGCUAAGUUCCUUGGCGAGCUGUACAAUUACAGAAUGGUAGAGUCGGCGGUAAUAUUUCGAACUCUGUACUCAUUCACCUCGUUUGGGAUCAACUCGGAUGGCACACCGAGUCUCCUUGAUCCUCCAGAGCAUCUUUUCCGAAUUAGACUGGUCUGCACCAUCCUUGACACCUGCGGGCAGUAUUUUGACAGGGGGUCUAGCAAGCGAAAACUCGAUUGCUUCUUGGUCUACUUUCAGAGGUAUGUUUGGUGGAAGAAAAGCCUGGAUGUAUGGACAAAGGAUCACCUGUUCCCUAUAGACAUUGACUAUAUGAUCAGUGAUACAUUAGAACUGCUGAGACCCAAAAUAAAACUCUGCAAUUCUCUGGACGAAUCUGUUAGGCAGGUACAAGAGCUGGAAAGGGAAUUCUUAAUCAAACUAGGUCUUAUGAAUGACAAAGACUCUAAGGAUUCCAUGACUGAAGGAGAGAACCUGGAGGAGGAUGAGGACGAAGAGGAAGGUGGAGUAGAGAUUGAAGAACAAUCUGGAAAUGAAAGUGAAAUAAAUGAAGCAGAGGAGGAG
Protobothrops mucrosquamatus (brown spotted pit viper) is the source of this 800-nucleotide messenger RNA. Its product is annotated as regulator of nonsense transcripts 2-like. Gene Ontology annotation, biological process: nuclear-transcribed mRNA catabolic process, nonsense-mediated decay. Gene Ontology annotation, molecular function: RNA binding; protein binding. The transcript is spliced from 4 exons. The annotation marks the transcript as partial. The record is from RefSeq and is a predicted model, not a curated record. Gene Ontology annotation, cellular component: cytoplasm; exon-exon junction complex. NCBI's taxonomy places the organism in Eukaryota, Metazoa, Chordata, Lepidosauria, Squamata, Viperidae.